This is a messenger RNA of Auanema sp. JU1783, 843 nucleotides long. NCBI's taxonomy places the organism in Eukaryota, Metazoa, Nematoda, Chromadorea, Rhabditida, Rhabditidae. The record is from the annotation of a GenBank genome assembly.
AUGAAAGAUAAGCGUAAGCGAAGGUCUGUGCCGAAAAAGGUGGAAAAAGAAUUGGAAUUAGAAAAUGAAGAAGUAGAAGAUGAAGAAGAAUUGAAUCAUAAAGAAGUAGAAGAUGAAGAGGAAUUGAAUCAUGAAGAAGUAGAAGAUGAAGAGGAAUUGAAUCAUGAAGAAAUGGACGAUGCAGAAAUAUCUGAAGGUGGUCAGACUAUGCAAGCUGAUGAAGAGUUAGACAAUGAAGAAGAAUAUGAAGAUGAAGCUGCACAAGAACGCAAAGCUGUAGCUAAAAAAACUGCGGUUUUGUACUUUUCACAUAUACCAGAAGGGUUCAGCCCAGGUAGGAUGAAGUCUUAUUUCGAAAAAUAUGCUCCUAAUGCUGUUGGUCGUGUAUACUUAGCAAGAAAUAAGCGUGUCACGCAUAAACAUUUGUACACAGAAGGAUGGAUUGAAAUCAAGAAGAAGAGAUUGGCUAAGAGAUUGGCCGAGAUGCUCAACGGAAGAGAAGUAGGAGGGAGACGUGCAGACCCUGUAAGCUCUGUUAUUUGGAAUGUGAUGUAUCUGAGCGGUUUCAAAUGGUUCCAUCUAGUCGAACAGUUGAACUAUGAGAAGAAUGUCGAAGACAAGAGAUUGCAAACUGAGAUUGCUCAAAUCCGUAAAAUCAGCUCUGCCUACGAAGAAAAUGUUGAAAAGGGUAUGAACUUGAAGAAGCUUGAAGAGAGGGUUUUGAAACAAGGAGGAAAAUGGGAGCAAUAUAAACGACAGUUCGAACAGAGGAGUGGCAAAAAGAAGGAGAGGAACAAUGACGAAGUGGAAACUAAGGAUGUCAUGAAGAUGAUUUUCGGUUGA